AUGGCUGAGGUGGUUCUAAACCGCUCGUUGUUCAUUUGUAAUGAUGAGGAUGCAACCUGGAUUCUUCUAGAUCAAGUGAAAUUCUCCCUCUCCUCAAGAGUCGCAACCUGCUAUCCUUCGUCAACGGUGCCUCCGUCGCUCCUUCUCCUUUUUCUUAAAGAUGACAAGGGCAAGCUUACUGAUGCUAUUAAUCCUGCCUAUGAUACUUGGAUUCAACAAGACCAAUUGGUUUUGUCCUGGAUUAAUGGUUCUCUUAGUUCUACGGUUCUCGCCACCGUCACUCGUUUUACUUGGGUGACUCUUGAAAACCGUUUCGCCUCUCCGAAUCAAAAUCGGAUUUUGCAGCUUCGUAGUGAACUCUUCCGUACUGCUCGUGGUGAUUCCUCUAUUGCUGAUUACUUGGACAAGGUCAAUGCUAUUGUCGACAACCUCGCGUUAUUUGGUUCUCCUCUUCCUGACUCCGAUCUUCUUGCUGUCAUUACGAAUAAUGUUGGGCCCUUAUAUGAGUCUACUGUUGCGUCUGCUCAAGCCCGUGAAACCCCUGUUACCUAUGCUGAUCUUGAGGCUCUUUUGCUUUUUGCUGAACAAUGCCAUCUUGCGCUCUAUGCUCCUGCCCGUGAUGGUCCUGCUACUACGAUGGUUGUUGCCCAUGGUCGUGCUCCUUCUCGUGGUCGCGGUCGCGAUAGUGGCCGCUUUUCUUUCUGUGGCGAACAUUCUGGUAGUUCUGCCCCGUGGUCUGGUUCUUCCUCUGCUAUUGGACAUCUUGGGUUUCGCGGCUCUUCCUCCUCUCAUGGUUCUAGUCGUGCUUCUUUUUCUUCUCCUGGUGGCUCCUCUUCUCAACCUGGUGUUUUGGGUCCUUCUUCUGCGGCUGCUGCUGGUUUUUUCUCAUCUUCUGCUUCCUUUUUUGGUUCACGUAUUCGGUGCCAAAUUUGUGGACGUUGUGGGCAUUCUACUUUGGAUUGCUACAAUCGUCUCAACUUGUGGUAUGAAGGUCAGGUACCUUCUCAACGCCUUACUGCCAUGACUGCUCAAAAAUCCUCGUAUACUCGUCCUCCUAAUUGGGUUAUGGAUAUUGGGGCCAACUCUCAUAUCACCAAUGAUCUGGGUAACUAG
Prunus armeniaca (apricot) is the source of this 1113-nucleotide messenger RNA. Lineage: Eukaryota; Viridiplantae; Streptophyta; Magnoliopsida; Rosales; Rosaceae. The record is from the annotation of a GenBank genome assembly.